Jaculus jaculus (lesser Egyptian jerboa) is the source of this 751-nucleotide messenger RNA. RefSeq names its product prefoldin subunit 4-like. Lineage: Eukaryota; Metazoa; Chordata; Mammalia; Rodentia; Dipodidae. Bases 1 to 747 code for a protein of 248 amino acids. Gene Ontology annotation, cellular component: prefoldin complex; cytoplasm. Gene Ontology annotation, biological process: protein folding. The transcript has 2 exons. The record is from RefSeq and is a predicted model, not a curated record.
AUGGUAGACAAAGCCAUGAGAAUAUUGAAACUUGCAGAUAUAGAUUCUUGGCAGCGGGGCGCGGCGGGGCGCGCGGGGCGCGCAGGGGGCGCGGGGUCCCGGCGACCGCCCGCUCGGCCUCCCGGGUCGUUGGUGGCCUUGCGACCGAGCUUGCCAGUGGCCCGGUCUCGUGCGUUCCCGGGGCCGAGGCGCUUUCCCAGGAGCCUCGCCUCGGCCCCGGGGGCGGGAACGCGCAGGCUCCGCUUCAGCCGGGCGCGCCGUGGGGUCCCCGCGCUUCCUCGUGAAGGCGGCCGAGGCUCGGCCGGGCACGGCCAGCUGCCCCGGGUCGCGCGGCGCGUGGGCAGCGAGGUGAGACGCGCAUCGCGAACUGCAGAGGAUGUCAAUGUUACUUUUGAAGAUCAACAGAAAAUAAACAAAUUUGCACGGACCACAAGUAGAAGCACAGAGCUGAAGGAAGAAAUAGAAGUAAAAAAGAAGCAGCUCCAGAACCUCGAAGAUGCCUGCGAUGACAUCCUGCUUGCCGGUGACGAGUGCUUGAUGAUUCCGUAUCAGAUUGGAGAUGUUUUCAUUAGCCACUCUCAAGAAGAAACCCAGGAAAUGUUAGAAGAAGCAAAGCAAAACUUGCAAGAAGAAAUCGACACCUUAGAAUCCAGGGUGGCAUCAAUUCAGCGGGUCUUAGCAGAUUUGAAAGUUCAGUUAUAUGCAAAAUUUGGCAGCAACAUAAACCUUGAAGCUGAUGAGAGUUAAACAU